AGUUUGGCGUCCCUCAUCACGAGUCCGUUCAGAUGAUUCCUGAAGCGGCGGAUGAGGCAUGAUUUUCCCAACGUAGUCUUCCCUUUCACCGUCAAAAUCAGCUUUUAUGAGUCAAGAUUUAGAUAAAGACGUUUGUCUAUCUUUUUUUAAUGCAUCUUCCGCUUUUUUCUUUCUUUUUUUUUCUUCUUCAAAAUAAACGUUAGCUUUAGCUAGGUAGCUUGGCUUUAUUACUGUAUCUGAACAUUGACUUCAAGUUUGUGGAUUAAUCAUUGAUAUUGGCCUAUUUCAACCAAAUAUUCUUUAUAUUUUCUUAUAUCUACCCGCGAUGUCCCAUAAUAAAUAUAGUGCGUUGCUUUUGUUAUUCUAAAAGGCAAGAAGUUGAAGUACAAUCUCGAUAAACUGACCGAGGAAAUCUGUUCGAGAGAUCAGACUGCAUUUCUGUCGUCAAACUGAUCAGUCAGGACGGAAUCUGUCCCCGCGACAAGACCAAACAAAGAGGACAUUCACCCAAAUCCAUAUAACUUUAUUUACAGAAGGAGAAUACAGCACAAAAUCAAGCUGACAUGAUGUUUCCACAAGCCAGGCACUCGGUGUCGUCUCAGUCGACACAGCAGCUCAAAUUCACCACAUCAGACUCUUGUGAUCGCAUCAAGGACGAGUUUCAGUUCCUGCAGGCACAAUAUCACAGUUUAAAGUUGGAAUGUGAUAAACUGGCCAGUGAAAAAUCUGAAAUGCAGCGGCAUUAUAUUAUGUAUUAUGAGAUGUCAUAUGGACUCAACAUUGAAAUGCACAAACAGGCGGAGAUUGUGAAGAGAUUGAAUGGAAUCUGUGCUCAGGUGUUGCCCUACCUGUCUCAAGAGCACCAACAGCAGGUCCUGGGGGCGAUAGAUCGAGCCAAACAGGUCACCCCUCCUGAAAUGAACUCCAUCAUUAGGCAGCUUCAGGUUCACCAGCUCUCUCAGCUCCAGGGUUUGGCGUUACCCAUGACCCCUCUGCCCCUGGGCUUGACCCCGCCCACCCUGCCCGCCGUCACCUCCAACUCCGGGCUCCUGUCGCUGUCCAGCAUCCUCGCGUCACACGCGCACCUCGCCAAGGAGGACAAGAACUCUCGUGACGGCGCCGACGGCCACCGUGACGAAGAUGGCGACAAAUCUGACUAGCGUUUGUUGAGACUCUGAUUCUGUGGUAUUAGUUCUGAAAGUAUAGAGUGCAGAACAACCAGAGAAAGAGAGAGUUGUGAAGGAAUCCAAACACACUACUCUGUUCUCAUUUGUCUCAUACAUGAUUAAAGCCAAUCUUUCCUCCUGAAUACUGCAUUUGAAGUCUCAUUCAUUUAGCUUUGUCAUUAGCAACCACAUUGCAAUGCCCUAGAAACCAACUUUCUGGUUCUAUAAGAGGUACAAGGCAUUUGUGGUGGCAUAAUUUUGAUUACCACCAAAAUUAAUUUUGACUCCUCCCUCUUUUUCUUAAAAAAAAACAACAAAAAAAAGCGAAAAUCAUUGUUCCAUUGAGGCACUUACAAUGGAAGUGAAUAGGGGCCAAUCCGUAAAUGUUAAAAUACUCACUGUUCCAAAAGUAUAGCCACAAGAUGUUAAUAAUAUGCAUGUUUACAUGAUUUUAGUGUGAUAAAAUCACUGUGUAAAGUUAUAGCCAAUUUCGUAACUUCAUUGCCAUUACAACGUACACACUAAAAUGCUCAAAUAUUACACAAGUUUUAACAGAAGAAUUAAUGUAGGUGCUUUUAUAAAAUUAGAAGCUUCACAUUUCUGCCUUUAAACACUCCAAACAUUGGCCCCAUUCACUUCUAUUGUAAAAGCCUCACUGUAACCUCCAUUUUUGAUGUUUGUUUUAAAUAUAAGGAGGGAUGAGUCAAAGGUUUUUUAGAUAUAUAUUUUUUGGUUAUCAGUAUAGUGCAAAACCAAAUGCUGUCUAUUGAGCUUAACUUGUAUUUAACCCAAAAUAUCCCUUUAAACAUGCAACACGAUGUUUGGCAUGUUUAUCGUAUAGUAUACUGCAUUCUGUUUCACAUGCUAAAAAAAAAAAAAAAAAACAGUAAGCAGUUUACAGAAUGUACUUUUGUAGAAUGCUAGUAUUCCAUUCUGAACGUAGCCAAGUUAUAAAGACAUGACUACCUAUGGCUGUACAUAAGCAUUGGUGCAUUGGGUAUUCUAAUUGUGUGUUUCUGGACAUUCAUGUCUCGUAUGUGUCCACAAAUAUCAGCGCGUGUCCUAUAAUUCCUUGUUUUUAAUUGUUUUUCAGUUUGCCAGUGCUAAUAUAUUCUAAGAAACGCUUGCAGUUUAAGUGUGGGUCGUAUACAUACUAAGAUCUGAUCUGGAAUGUAUACUGUCAUUAUAAUCUCUAAAUUAACUUCUUGUUUGACUUUUCUAUUUUAUCACUUGUUUUUAUUUUAAUAUUUAGAUUUUUUUGCUGUUUGCUUCACUUGAUCUCAAAACCAUUUUUCUAAAGAAAAUGAAAGAAAAAGUAGUCAUCCCAGAUGUUUAUGACUUUCUAUCAUCUGCUGAUCUCUAAGGUUUUUAGAAGAAUAUCUCAGCUCUGUAGGUCCAUACAAUGCAAGUGAAUGGGUGCCAAAAUUCUGAAGCUCCAAAAUCACAUAAGGGCACCAGAAAAGUAGUCCGGACGACUCUGGUGAUUAAUCCAUAUCUUCUGAAGCGAUGUGAUAGGUGUGGGUGAGAAACAGAUCAAUAUAUAAUUCCUUUUUCCUUCACUUUCACUUUCUCCUGUUUUUGAUGAUUUGCAUUCUUUGUGCAUAUCGCCCCCUACUGGGCAGGGAGAAGAAUAUGACAAAAAAUGGCUUAAAUAUUGAUCUGUUUCUCAACCACACCUAUCAUAUCAUGUCUGAACACAUGGAUUUAUCCACUGGAGUCUUAUGGAGUACUUUAUGCUCUCUUUAUGUGGUUUUUUGGUCUUAAAAAUUUUGGCACCCAUUCUUUUGCAUUGUAUGGACCUACAGAACUGAAAUAUUCUUCUAAACAUUUCCAUUUGUGUUCUACUGAAGAAAGAAAGUCAUACACAUCUGGGAUGGCAUGAGGGUGAGUAAAUGAGUGAAUUUUCAUUUUUGGGUGCACUAUCCCUUUAAAUAGGAUGACACCAAAACAAAAUAGUACAGACAAACGAAAAGUGUGUUUGAUUGGUGUGCUGUUGCGAUGAGCCAGUUUAUAUACAUAUAUAAAUAUAUCAAUAUACAUAUAAUUUUGUAAACAUUUUUGUAUGUAUAAAGCUACAUUUAUGGUGUAUGUGUCCCAGAGGACAUUCAGUGCAGUUUUGAUUGUGAAUGCUGUGAUGUACAUUAUUAAUGAUUACCUUACUAUUUGAUUAGAUGCACAUUUACUGACUGGUCUCAACUAGCUGUAGUUGCUAAUGAAUAAACCUUCUGUUCAGUAGCUCUGUUUUUGUUUUGGUCACCUAAACAUCAGCUGAAAGGGACUGGUGGACCCUAAAAAGUUACUUAAACAAUUUUCAGUCAGGUGCAACUCGUGCAUUAGAUCAUGAUGUGAUCACUUUUUUCUAUAUGUAGCCCCUCCUUCAUGUGGUGACAGUACUUAUAACACAUUUGCAACAUUUAUAAGCUUUGUAGUAGUUAUUUUUAAAGACUGUGUGUGUGUGUGUUUGCGUUGUAUGUAACGAUGUACUUAAUGGAAAUGUAUGUUGUUUGUGUUGAUGAAAAAAGCUAUUAUAACUUAAUUUAAAGAAAAUUGUUGGAAGAAAAAGAUAAGGUUAAAAUGUUGAAACUUUUACUAUACCUGAAUGAGAGAUUAAGCAGUAAGGAAGUAUUUAUCGUGCCUUACAAAUAAAUGAUUCAUUGGACCUUUA
Myxocyprinus asiaticus (Chinese sucker) is the source of this 3831-nucleotide messenger RNA. Its product is annotated as TLE family member 5-like. Gene Ontology annotation, molecular function: transcription corepressor activity; protein binding. Gene Ontology annotation, biological process: regulation of DNA-templated transcription; negative regulation of canonical Wnt signaling pathway. Lineage: Eukaryota; Metazoa; Chordata; Actinopteri; Cypriniformes; Catostomidae. Gene Ontology annotation, cellular component: nucleus; transcription regulator complex. Bases 564 to 1160 code for a protein of 198 amino acids. The record is from RefSeq and is a predicted model, not a curated record. The transcript has 7 exons.